Molecule: messenger RNA, 1857 nt
Organism: Heterobasidion irregulare TC 32-1
Lineage: Eukaryota; Fungi; Basidiomycota; Agaricomycetes; Russulales; Bondarzewiaceae
Exons: 5
Coding region: 1-1857 (618 amino acids)
Source: RefSeq, a predicted model, not a curated record
AUGGUCUUCAGCGACGCGUUGAAGCUUGAAAGGAUGGGGCGGAAGACAGCGCACAAGCCAAUCAAAGCAUCCCGAACAAACAGAAACCGCAAGACGACCCCAGAGAACAGCGCAUCAGCGCAUCAGCACAUCAGCACAUCAGACACCCUACAGAUCGAUCCCACAACCCAAGGCCCCCGCACCCACGCAAGCAAUCGCCCAGCAAACCGCUCCCGAACCGCGAAUCCACAGAACGACCAGCACCAGCGCAAUCAUCAGAAGGCGCAAGAUCCGCGCGCGCCGCAGGAUCAACGAAGACGGCGGCGAGCCCAGAAACGCCCAGGGGGGACAGAGCACGGCGAGCUGACGAAGAGCACGACACAGACGGCCAUUGUCGCCCCCACAAACGAGCGCCAGCCGCCAAGCUCCGAGACCCGCUCGACAUCCAACGACCCGCAGAAGUCGAAAGAGCAGAGAGCAGAGAGCCGACGGGCUCCAGCGGACUCCAGCGGAAGGAGCAGAGCGCGACAAGCGCCCCGACCGAAAGACGGCACGCACACGAGCGCUGAGCCAGCACCAGACGAUCAGAUGGCCGCAAACAGCAAGCAGGAGGACCUGCCCACAGACCCGCACGCGCCCGCCACAGCGACGCCGACGCCCAAACGAGUCGGCCACGCACGUGCACGCGCGAUGGGGAUGACGAAGACGAGGACGAGGACGCGAGACCGCCAUACGAGAAGAGACCUGGGAUCCGACGACGCGCGCGCGAUCCGAGAUCGGAGGACCCUGGUGGCGUCUGACAGCAUCCGACGCUACCUUCCACCCACCCCGACCCACCCCGCCCCACCCCGCCCCCAGAACGCGGCACGACCAAAAGGAAGUGAGGGCUCCCCCCCACCAGCAAGUCUUGAGACCCCGACCCCACCGCUCGCCGCCUGCCCGCGCGCCUACCUAUCCCGCGAGAUCCAAACUCCCGAGCGUCUCCCUAGUCCCGCACGCAGCGCCGAAGACAAACAAGCCAAAGAAGGAACGGCGCGGGCGAAACACAGAAGCCCCUGGGACCGCACACCCAGACGCACGCACGCACGCCCACAGACGCACACGCGCACGGGACAUGGCCAGAUGGCGCGAUGCUGUAACCGCGCCAAACAUCACGAAGCCAGCCAGCAAAGAAGCAAAGAAGGACGAACGGGCGACAAAACGGGCGCACGGAGGAACGUCGACUCGGAUUGGGGGCCGUUAUGGGAGCGCGUGCGGUCACGGGGCACGGGUUGCGGGUCGCGGGUCGCGGGUCGCGGGUUGUCGGGCGGAGGUGGGAAUAUCAGGAAGGAGGGGGGGGGGGGAGAAAGGCGGGAGUGGGGUGCGGGAGCACGUCAAACGCCAGCCGCCGCGUCUCCCGUGAGCGGUACACAGACCACCGGACCAGACAGCAACCAGAGAGCGACCAGAGCACAUGCGACGCACUCAGGGGCCGCGUCCACAACCGGACGGGGCAAGCCCGCACGAUCAGCCAGCCAUACCAUUGCUAUUCCCGAACGCUGUGAACCGAAGAUGUCGCUGAGACCAAGCCGAGCAGGCGUGUGCGUAUAUGCGCGCACGCGCGCUGUCAGGAUCGCCCGCGGCGAGCCCAGCAGGGCAGAUCCAGCCCCGCGCAUGCGCACAGACGCAAACACGAUCGUCGCUGAUUGCGCGUCGAGCCAUCGACCGCGGCGCGGCUACCUCGCCAGCUCCUAUCUGGUGCGCGCACGCGCGGCUCUUCUCCUGAGCGGAGGCCCCACCGCGCCGCACGCAGCACGCGCGAGACGACGACAGACGGGACGCACGGCGGCGCAGCGCGUCGCACAGUACAGUACAGUGCAGCACAGAACAAACCCCUAG